AUGGACGCCACACACAGCAUGUUUUGUCGUCAAAACGAUUUGAUCAACCCUCUGAGCUCAAUGGGCAUGCAAGUCUCCUGCAUUCUCGUCAUCUCACACUUUUUCAACGUUGUGCUUAAGACAUUCGGUCAGCCCGGACCCAUUGCGCAAAUUUUGGCUGGAGUGGUACUAGGGCCAACGGCAUUAUCUCAUGUUAAGCAAAUACAAGAAUAUUUUUUCCUUCAGAGUUCUACAAAUUACUAUGAAGUUGUGAGCUUCUUCUGCAGAAUCUUCAUCACCUUCUUGUUUGGAUUAGAGAUGAAUACUCAAUACAUGUUGCUCAACCUACGUCUAGUCAGUUUGGUAGCCUGUGGAGGUGCAGCAGUAGGUGGAAUUUUUGGUUUAGGAGUGUCCUUUUAUCUGUACAGGCAGUUAACAAACAAUGCCCCUUUGCCAUACUUCUGCCUGAUCAUUAUGCUUAUCGUAUCAUACACAAGCUCUCCCUUGGUGAUUCGUUUGGCAUCAGAAAUGAGGUUGAUUGCAUCAAACAUGGGGCGAAUCGCGGUUUCUUCUGCACUAAUCACAGAAAUGACUUGCUUGUUAUUUUUCAAUCUGUUAGUUAACUGGCAUACAAAAAGUAUUCUGGGUGGAUUAGGUUGCCUUGUAAUUACUGGGGUGUUGAUUCUAAUAAACAAGCAUUUAGCCUUGUGGCUAAAUAAAAGACAUGUAAACCAAAAGUACCUAAAGGCUCCUCAACUAUUACUCAUCCUAUUCCUUCUUGUAGGGAACUCAAUGAUUAUAGAAAUUUGGGGUUUCAAUAGUAUAAUUAGUUGCUUUUUAGUUGGCUUGAUGUUUCCCAGGGAAGGUAAAACAGCUAGAACAUUGAUACAUAAACUAGGUUAUUCUAUUUACAACUUUAUACUUCCAGUGUACUUUGGCUACUUAGGCUUUCAGUGUAACCUCAUUGCCUUGAGAAAUCUGAAUGAUGUAACCAAUGUUGCCAUAUUGAUCUUACUGAGCAUUGCAAGUAAGCUUAGUGGCACUCUUCUGGCUUGUCGUUACCUUCAAAUUCCUCCAAGUGAAGGUAUUUUUCUUGGCUUCAUAUUGAACACCAGAGGCUAUGCUGAUCUUCUAUUUUUUGGGGCAGCUGCCAAGGGAAUAAUUGUAAAAGCUUACAAUGUGUUGUUAGUAGCAGUAGUGCUUAACACAAUUAUAUCAGGAAUAAUUGUUGCUUCUCUGACCAGAGCGGAUGAUAAAAUGUUUGCAAACCAACAUACAACUCUUGAAUCACAACAAGUGGAGGAUGAGCUUCGAAUUCUAGCCUGCAUGUAUGAUCCUCGUCAAGUAUCUGCUGUACUAGCAUUGGUUUUAGCAAUAAAUGGCUCCAGAACAUCACCGGCUACCAUUUACUCAAUGCACCUAAUAGAGCUUGUAAAGAAGAUCAAGUCAAAUAUGUUAUACCAUCAAAAAGAAAAUGCUGAGCUUAGUGAUGACGACGACUAUGGUGGCAAUGAUGUGGUGGAAAUUAAUGAAGCUAUUGACAACUUUACUACUCAGACAAAGAUUUUGAUCCACCAAAGAAAGGCAGUAUCUGCUUUCCCAAGUUUGUAUGAGGAUGUCUGCAAUGAUGCAGAGGACUUACACGUAACAAUUAUUUUGCUUCCUUUUCACAAACACCAACGUAUUGAUGGAAAAUUGGAAAGUGGGAAGGAAGGCAUAAGGACUACAAAUCAGAAGGUUCUCAGACAUGCCCCUUGUUCAGUUGGUGUCAUUGUAGAAAGAGGACUGAGUAGAGUUCCUGGCUUUUCACAACUAACUGCCUCUGAAGGCAUACAAAAUGUUGCAACACUUUUCUUUGGAGGUUCAGAUGAUCGUGAGGCCAUUGCUUGGAGCAUACGCAUGGCGCAACACUCUAAAAUCAACUUGACCAUCAUCAGGUUCCUACUCGCCUCUAUGCCACAAAGUGAGACAUCCACCGAAGAAUCAGAAGACAAAGAAAUUCUCAUGUCAUUGUCAGGGCAAGAAACAGUGAAUGAGAUUGAUAAUACCUUUAUGGUUGAUUUCUACAACCGCUUUGUGGCGUCAGGUCAGAUCGGAUAUGUGGAGAAGUUUGUGAGCAAUGGAGCACAAACAGUUCAAGUUUUCAAAGAAAUAGGGGAUAUGUAUUCUUUGUUCAUAGUAGGAAAGGGUGGAAGAGGACAUUGUUCACUGACAAUUGGUAUGAGUGACUGGGAGGAGUGUCCAGAACUUGGAACAGUUGGUGAUGUCUUGGCUUCUUCAGAAUUGGCCAUUCAUGGCUCAGUUUUGGUUGUACAACAGCAUAGGGAUGUGAAGAAAAACCUGAUGAAUGAUUGA
This is a messenger RNA of Neltuma alba, 2334 nucleotides long. Its product is annotated as cation/H(+) antiporter 2-like. NCBI's taxonomy places the organism in Eukaryota, Viridiplantae, Streptophyta, Magnoliopsida, Fabales, Fabaceae. Gene Ontology annotation, cellular component: membrane; endomembrane system. Gene Ontology annotation, molecular function: antiporter activity. Gene Ontology annotation, biological process: regulation of pH; proton transmembrane transport. The transcript is spliced from 3 exons. The coding region runs from base 1 to 2334 and encodes 777 amino acids. The record is from RefSeq and is a predicted model, not a curated record.